Ilex paraguariensis (yerba mate) is the source of this 1385-nucleotide messenger RNA. Lineage: Eukaryota; Viridiplantae; Streptophyta; Magnoliopsida; Aquifoliales; Aquifoliaceae. The record is from the annotation of a GenBank genome assembly.
CCCUCCCUCCCGCGGUUUCCAACUUACCAUUUCUUAAAAAACUCUCUCAUCUUCCCUUUUCAUAACCCAAUCUAUUUCUCCUUCAUAACCCAUCACAAUUUCCUUCUUACCAAGUUAUUACCACACAAUCAAGUCUACAACAAUCACCUCCCCUGUCAUAUUGAUCCAAUCGUUCGGUUAGUACAUCAGCGAAGCCUUUCCCGAAUCAGAUAUCAGAUUCAAUCCUUCAAAUUUUUGAGAAAUCCAAGUUUUUUAACCAUACAACUGCAAAAUGAACGACCUUUUUUCAAGCUCUCUCUCCCGAUACCGCAACGAAGAAGAGCCAUCCCCAUCUCAUGUCAUCGAGAUGGCAAACACAUCCCCUAAUGUCGGAGCAAACCUCGACAAGUUCUAUGAAGACGUAGAGGCCAUUAAGAAUGAACUCAGAGAGCUCGAAACUCUGUACAAUCACCUGCAAACCGCCCACGAGCAAAGCAAAACUCUGCAUAACCCAAAAUCCAUCAAGGACCUCAGAGCCAAGAUGGAUAACGACGUCGCUUCAUCUUUGAAGAAGGCCAAGUUCAUAAAGGUCCGCCUAGAAGCGCUUGAUAGCUCCACCGCGGCCAACCGUAAGCUCCCAGGCUGCGGCCCUGGUAGCUCCUCCGAUAGAGCCAGGACUUCCGUCGUCAAUGGGCUGAGAAAGAAACUGCAAGAUUCAAUGAAUUCUUUCAAUGAAUUGCGUGGAAAGAUUGCAAAGGAGUACAAAGAGACAAUACAGAGAAGGUACUUCACUGUGACCGGUGAGAAUGCAGAUGAAGCCACUGUGGAAAAGUUGAUAUCAACAGGCGAGAGUGAGACAUUCUUGCAGAAAGCAAUACAGCAACAAGGGAGAGGAGAGAUAAUGGACACCAUACUGGAGAUUCAAGAGAGACAUGAUGGGGUCAAAGAAAUGGAGAAGAACUUGAAAGAGUUGCACCAGGUGUUCCUUGACAUGGCAGUUUUGGUGCAGAGCCAGGGUGAGGAACUGGAUGAUAUUGAGAGUCAUGUGAAGAGAGCCGACUCCCUCGUCCGUGGCGGUGUCCGGCAGCUGGAUGUGGCGAGGAAGCAUCAGAAGAAUACCAGGAAGUGGACUUGUUAUGGGAUCAUUCUGUUGCUGGUGAUCUUGUUGGUUAUUCUCUUCAGCAUUAGGCCAUGGGAGUAACAAAAAUAUUCAAACAUAGGGUUUGCUUCAAUACAUAAAUAGUUAUCACAUCGUUGUUUUUCCUCUGUAUGUACUAUCUUUUAUGCAAAAAAUUUUAUAUCAAAUGAUGGGGCACAAGAUUGAGAGAACGUCAAGUUUUUGGCAGGUUGGGACAAAAGAAGAUAUUUUUUGUAGUCAAUUGUCAUGUUUUUGUCAAAGAGUUUGA